Messenger RNA from Astrephomene gubernaculifera, 2200 nucleotides. Lineage: Eukaryota; Viridiplantae; Chlorophyta; Chlorophyceae; Chlamydomonadales; Astrephomenaceae. The record is from the annotation of a GenBank genome assembly.
AUUAAGUGCAUAUAUAAAUGCAUAUAGAAUAACAAUUAAUAAAACUUAAGGUGAUAAUCGGUUUAGGGGCCUAUCGGUCCUGAGCGUCUUCCUGUUUGUUGGCGUCAUAACUCGGAGCAGUGACCGGACCAACCCUUACCAGCAAACGACUUGAACAAGUUACCCCUAAUAACUAGGCACUAGCUCCAAGUUGCGAUAACGAUGACGGUCGAAGGGCAACUGCGCGAAGGCCGUGAGGCGGUCUUGUCAGCUACCGAUGUGGUUCCCAGUACUCCGGUAAUCCGCGGCAUCGAUUUCGCGAGCAGCGAAGCCGACCUGGAUUGCAUCAUGAGCUCGAUGCUUACCACGGGCUUCCAAGCCACUUCACUAGGCCAGGCCGUCGACGAGGUCAACCGAAUGGUCACAUGGCGGUUGUCGGACGAGCCCCUCGGCCCAGACACUCCUCCAGAACAAGCCGACCCCGCCUUCCGCGCCAACGCCCGCUGCAUCAUCUUCCUUGGGUUUACCUCAAACCUCACCUCCGCCGGCACCCGAGAGCAGCUGAGGUUCCUAGCGCAGAGCCGCAUGGUGGAUGUGAUGGUCACUACCGCGGGGGGCAUCGAAGAGGACUUCAUCAAGUGCAUGGGGCACACCUACGUGGGGGACUUCCAGCUUAAAGGCGCCAAGCUGCGCCGGCAAGGGCUGAACCGCAUCGGCAACAUGCUCAUUCCCAACGCCAACUACUGCAAGUUCGAGGAGUGGAUCAUGCCCAUCCUGGAUGCCAUGCUCCUGGAGCAAAACGAGCAGGGGGUCAACUGGACGCCCUCCAAGAUCAUUGCGCGGCUGGGCAGGGAGAUCAACCACCCCGACUCGAUCUACUACUGGGCGCAAAAGAACGGCAUCCCCGUGUUCUGCCCCGCUAUCACGGACGGCUCCAUCGGCGACAUGAUCUACUUCCACUCCAAGAAGAACCCGGGACUGCGUGUCGACAUUGCAGAGGACGUGGGCCGUUUGAACGACAUCGUGCUCGGCGCCGGCCCGCGCAAAACCGGCAUGAUCCUGCUGGGGGGAGGCGUCCCCAAGCACCACAUCUGCAACGCCAACCUGAUGCGCAACGGCGCCGACUUCGCCGUCUACCUCAACACGGCGCAGGAGUUUGACGGCAGCGACAGCGGCGCGCGACCCGACGAGGCGGUGUCUUGGGGCAAGAUCCGCAUUGAUGCCCAGCCGGUCAAGGUGUGCGGCGAUGCGACCAUCCUGCUGCCGCUGCUCAUCUCCCAGACCUUCCUCAAGCACUGGAGGCACAAGGAGCCACUCGCCAACGGCAGCACCAACGGCAGCACCAAGGCCCCGGCAGCAGCAGCCUGCGCUCUGCUGCAUGAAGCAGCGAACGGCAGCGCCAGCAGCCAGGAGAGUUGUGAGGACGACGACAGGGAGGCACGCGGGGCGGUUGGAGUGCCCCAUCACGACAGUUGAGGACGAGGGGGAAACGCGCGCGCGCAAGCAGGUCAUGAUGAAGUGCAUACCCCGAUGCAACACGUACGCGUGUUCAUGCGUGUGCUGGCACAUAGGGGUCAUGGCACGAGGGUGAAAUACCAGGUGCACCCACCCUGGUGCCCCCAGUCUGCUAUGAACGGUUGCAUGCGCGCAUGCACGGAUGCUGAGAGAUAGACGUAAGUGACUUACUUGUUGCGGGCAGGUGGCCAGCAUCGCCAUCCCGAUGACACGCACCGUUAGCUAGAUGGUCCGAAAGCUGCUGGUUGUGAGGCCACCAAGAUGGCAUUUCCGCGGUAUGCAUGCAGGUGGUGUGACGGGGGGAUGAUGCCUGGGGACGGGGAGCUAGCUCGUUUGGGCCGCCGCGAGGUGUAGAUAGCCCGGGGAAGCCCCGGGGGUAAAAUCCGUACAUGGAAUUUGAUGUGUGCAGUGUGUCUUUAUGAUGGAGUGAAACACAGAAGGAAGGCAUCGUCGCUUUUAAUGCCGAAAGGGUGUACGUAGCUAAGCCCUCCCAGUGAAGUUUGGAGGUAAGAUACAUACAUGGCUGCUAGUAGGCUUAUACUGCCACAACUGAACUGGCUAGGCAGGGUCAGCAGAGGGGCUGCGUGCAGCGUGCAUUUCGCCAACAUGGCUAGCAUGCAUGUGUAGCUGCAAGCACGAGGACUGUGACGUAUGAGUGGCUCUGAGGGGUACUUUACAUUGCAACUUACUAUGUAAGAGGUGCGGC